This is a messenger RNA of Olea europaea var. sylvestris, 1669 nucleotides long. RefSeq lists its product as uncharacterized. NCBI's taxonomy places the organism in Eukaryota, Viridiplantae, Streptophyta, Magnoliopsida, Lamiales, Oleaceae. The transcript has 3 exons. The record is from RefSeq and is a predicted model, not a curated record. The coding region runs from base 365 to 964 and encodes 199 amino acids.
CAUUUCGUUGACCGGGUUUACAUGGCACCAAACCGGCGGUUUGUAAAAUGCGAUUUCAAUUCGAUUUUUCGGUUUUGCGAUUUUUGCUUACAGCCCUAGUUUUAACAUGUAUUAUUUUUGUCGGAUGAAAUAUCAUAUGUACAACGAUCUGAGAGCUCAUUUGGGAAAAGUUACGACGUAUUGUAACUUUUCCAACUAUGUGACAGUGAUUGAGGGGCUGGACGAGGAGUAUAUCGACAUACUCCAUCGAUCAAUUUUAUAGUCCUUCUAUCCGUUGAAGGACGUGCAGUUCUCCGGAUAGAUUAUUGAUUCCUUAUUACUCCGGCUGCUUAAACUAGACGAUGGCGAUCAGCUUUAUUUUGCUAUGGGGGAUGGGAAGGUAUCGAGAUUCUCGAUGCUUGAAUUUGCCCUCAUUACAGGCAUAAGAUGUGCUGGAGAAGAAGAAGCAAGAGCUCGUAUUAUACCAAAUAAAAGGUUAUUGGAUUUAUAUUUUGGAGGUAAAGGGCUGGUUACACCACCACAGUUAGAAGACGCAUUUAGGAGAUACGAUCACUUGUUAGACAAGCUGAAGUUAGGAUUGGUGUAUAUAUUGGAGAGUAUAUUGAGGUGCCGACAUCAUAGGACGUCGAUUGACCUUUUUUCAUUGGAUGUUGUUGAUUAUAUCGUUGCUUUAAACAGCUUUUCAUGGGGUCGGAGAUGUUACACCGAUAUUCUUUACGUAUUCAGGAGGGUACAUACUAUGUCGAAAUCGGAGAGGGGCAAGCACAAAUAUGAUGUAUAUGGCUUUUGCAUGGCUUUGCAGUUGUGGGCAUAUGAGGCUAUCCUUGCUUUGGGUAGCAAAUGGACGAUCAGAAGGGAGACCAGUUGCCCACGAAUAUUUCAUUGGCGAGCACAUGAGAAGCCAUCGGCUAAAGAUUUGACAGCUAUCCUCGACGAUCCUCAGGAGUGUCAUCCAGUAGAAUGACGAGCACUUCCACUUAGGAGAUAUCCUUCGCCUCCACCGAUGAGAUCACCUCUACCGCCAUUAUCACAUUCUCCAAGGAAAUCUCCGUCUCCCGCUCCCACUCACCUCCCACGUGGAUCGCCUGCACCCAGUCAGACCCGCCAUUCAAAUGAUUUCUUUACACGCAUGAAUGGUAUUAUUAGAGAGGAGCUGGGAACGAUGCGACGUGAUUUUACGACAGAGGUAGUAGCACUACGAGAGGAGAUAGGGGUGCUGCGACGGGAUUUUACGACAGAGGUAGUAGCACUACGAGAGGAGAUAGGGGUGCUGCGACGGGAUUUUACGACAGAGGUAGUAGCACUACGAGAGGAGAUAGGGGUGCUGCGACGGGAUUUUACGACAGAGGUAGUAGCACUACGAGAUGAGAUACGGGUACUGCGACGAGAUUUUACGACAGAGGUAAUAGCACUACAAGAUGAGAUUAGAGUGCUACGACGAGGUAUAAGAGACCUUCAUAUUGAGGUUGUAGCACUUCGAGGCGAUGUAGCAGGCCUUCGAGGUUCUGACAGUAGACAUGACAGAGGGAGUGAUGGGGAGACUGGUGUUCCUCGAGACUGGUGGGCAACGGCUGUAGGAAUCGAUGAGUUUUUUGAUUCGGUGUCGGAGGCCGGGAGGGAGGGGGUGGAGAUCGGGUCGGAGGUGCCGGAGGAGGCCGAGAUAGAGGGG